Messenger RNA from Cylicocyclus nassatus, 1157 nucleotides. The record is from the annotation of a GenBank genome assembly. NCBI's taxonomy places the organism in Eukaryota, Metazoa, Nematoda, Chromadorea, Rhabditida, Strongylidae.
AGAAUUUUUUGGGUACAGAAAUCAACUCCACAGAUAAUUGGCAUUGUAUAAUUGCCAAGAGAAUGUAUGAAGACAACUGCACCUAUAUUCCGCUUCCGGAUUUAUUUACUCAUUACGCAGGGCUCACCGAUUCUCAAUAUGCUCUGCUUGUUAUUGGUGCAAUUCUUGUAACCGCAGUACUUGCUCUUGGAACUGUGCAUUUGAUGUAUGUAUGGAAAUACGUCUCUGAUGAAAGAAUUAGAUCAAAACUUUACAUUCUGGCUCUUCUCUUUCCAAUGAUUGUCGCGCUUUCUAUAAUUUCGAUGGUUUCUCCGCGUAGUAGUCCACUUCUGACGUCUGUCGGACUUCUAUACAUCCAAUACAGCAUGUAUACAGCGAUAUCACUAAACAGGAUCAUCCUAGGCGGUUAUGAGCGUUUUUCAUCCAUGCUCAACGACGAAAAAGUUAUGAUGAACUUCCAAGUUCCGCCAUGCUGUUGCUGUAUGCCCUGUCUGCCAAAGCCGGCUCCUAGCGCGCAAAAACUCAAUAUAAUGGAAUGUCUGUCAUUGCAAGGUACGAUUGUGCGGGUCAUCAUUGUCAUAAUCAAUUGCCACCUCGUUUCCGAGUUUCCGGAGCAAACACAACAUCUUCUACUGGUCACCGAGCUGGCCGGCAUACUCUCACUUCUUUUCACAUUAUUUGGUUCCCAUGCUAUAGGCAAGAUAACAGGGCCUUAUGUGCAACAAUACAGGAGCAUUAUAUUGUUCCGCUUCACUGAUAUCUCAUUGGCACUAUUCACUGCGCAACUGCCGCUUAUAUUUGAUCUUAUUUUUGUAAAAUAUGGUGUGAUAACAAGUGGACCUGUACAGACAGCACUUGGCAAUGCUAAAUACUUGAACAGCUUCGUUCUCAUUUGCGAAGCUUUCUUGCUAUCGAUUUUGGCUUCGUUGUUGAUGACUCCAAAGAAAAGCGCUCUCUUCGACAAAUAUCCGCAACGCUUGGACCUGUCGAGCCCAAGAGAGAAGAUCCUGCCAAAACAAUGAUGCCGGAACAACUUCAGGAUUCUUAAUAAACUUUUAUUUCACAAUCUGAUAGUAAUAAGUAGAAGUGCUAGGCUGCCAACUUCUGACAGGAUAGUUCACUCCCAAUUUGCAUAUGUGCACAAAUCUGCAGUGCCU